This is a messenger RNA of Neurospora crassa OR74A, 483 nucleotides long. RefSeq lists its product as hypothetical. The coding region runs from base 1 to 483 and encodes 160 amino acids. The transcript has 3 exons. The record is from RefSeq and is a predicted model, not a curated record. Lineage: Eukaryota; Fungi; Ascomycota; Sordariomycetes; Sordariales; Sordariaceae.
AUGUAUAAAUUUGGGACCCGAAAUGGCGACAUAACGACUUGUACGAAAGUACCACUACGACUACCUCUUCCUAGGUUUAUCAAUGACGCGGCUGUCCUACUACACUGCUUACGUGGCUUUAACAAGCCAUCACCGCGAAGACCUCCAAGUAGACAUUGUCAAGUGUUCAUUGAUGUUGGAGGUGGCGAUACCAUUUUGAGAAGAGGUACUGGAGGUGCUAGAUGGGCUGGAGGUAGUACUCGAAGUACCACAGGCAUUUCCAAGGUUGCUACAUGUAUCCUUCAUCGUGUUCCAGUCCUCGUAGACGGUGUCGUGGGCAGUGUUGUUACUCUGAGAGGAGUGGCCCACCGAGUGUUUGGCGGCGUCAAGGGCGACUUUGUCACCAUGCCGGCUCACAGGCUGUUGAAUGGAGCCGUGUUCGUUGGGGGAAACGGGGCCAUGAAUACCGGGGAGUGUGGGAGAAUAGAGGAGGAGAAAAGUUGA